CGUUCUGGGUCCGGGCUAAGCGCGUCCCGGGCGCCCGGCGGUGCCAGCUCACUCCGGGCUGGGUAGGGCAGGGCAGACCCCGGCGGAGCCCGGAUCCGGGCAAUCUGGACUGGACAGAGCGAAUCCCGGACAGUGCAGAGCCCGGGGAAUGCCGGACGUGGGCUGAGGGGAUCCCGGCGCCCUCCCAGCCCUCCGACUUUGGCUCACGCGCUGGGACCGGCCCGGCGUCUCCUCGGCCUCCCCGCGCCCCGGUCACCUGUGGCCUCAGAGCCCCGAAUCCGCCGAACCCUCGCUCGUUCCCGACCCCGAGCCUGGAGAGGCUUGAGAAAGAUUUUUACUGCCCCCUUCCCUGGAGUGCGGAGGCCCCGCCCCCCCUCACCGCCCAGAUGUCUCCGGUCACGGCUCGGAGGACCUCCCUGAGGCCAGGGGCCGAAGGGUCCAGAGAGAGAAGCCCGCCCUAGGGAGCCUUGGGGGCCCCCCAACCCCGUCUUGGGGCUUGGCCCCCGACGCUGCUUGGAGGGAAGGCCGGUGCCCCCACCCUCGGGGGCUGCCCUCUUCCAAUCCAGCUCCCUCCCCAGAGCUGCCCAUAUCCGGAGCCCCUUCCACAUCUGGAAGACCCUGGCCACCAUCCCUCUGCAGGUGUCAGUUGCAUCCAGAGACCUCUGCCUUUGCAACUGCCUAGGAGUUGUGAGGGGAUCCCUGCUGCCUUCCCCCAUCCCAAGGGCAUCUCUUACCCUUAGUCCCUGCAGAGUCAUCCCCCUGCCUCUGUGUUCAAGCUCAGGCAGAGAUCAGCUCUGCAUACCCACAGGCACUUCAAGACCUGGAGGCCACUCCUGGGACCCAACGCCCCUCCCCCUGCCCUCCCGUGUCCUCACCUUGACCCCCUCUGCCAGACUCUGUCUUCUUCUGGGUGUCCCACUCCCCACCCAGAGGCAGAGGAGGCGGGGUGGCAGGGGGCAGGGGCUGGUUGAGGGCCGCCCAGGGCCAGGGUGGGCUGGGGGGCCGUUAAGAUGUGGAGCUCUGCCCAGCCGAGGGGGGCUCCGUGGAGGCAGACGCAGCGUGUGCCCAGCUGGGGGGAGUAUGGGCAGGCCUGCGGCCACGUGGUAAACGAUGAACAUUCGGGGCGCCCCGGACCUCGGGCAGCCCAGUGACGACCCCAGCAGUGGUGGUGAGCGGGAGCGGAUUCGACAGCGCAUGAAGAUGGUCAUCGGGCAGCUUGAGGGCAUCCUUCGCGAGCUCAAGGAGGUGGCCAAGGAGCUGAGGGAGGUGGUGAGCCAGAUCGAUAAGCUAACUUCGGACUUCGACUUUGAACUGGAGCCGGACGACUGGACCACAGCCACUGUGAGCAGCACCUCUAGCAGUGACAAGGCGGGCGUGGGCGGCCCCUUUGACCUGGGCCACCUGGACUUCAUGACAGCCGAUAUCCUCUCAGACAGCUGGGAGUUCUGCUCCUUCCUGGACGUCUCUACCCCCUCGGACUCCGUGGACGGUCCUGAGUCGACUCGGCCAGGGGCUGGCCCUGACUACCGCCUCAUGAAUGGUGGCACGCCCAUCCCCAAUGGGCCACGAGUGGAGACCCCAGACUCCUCCAGCGAGGAGGCCUUCGGUGCUGGCCCCGCAGUGAAGAGCCAGCUGCCCCAGCGGACCCCAGGGACGCGGGAGAGGGUGCGGUUCAGUGACAAAGUGCUCUACCACGCUCUGUGCUGUGACGAUGAGGAGGGGGAUGGCGAGCAGGAGGCGGAGGAGGAGGAGGUGGGCUUGCCCCCAGAGCCUGCCCAUACAGAGGCCCACGCAGGCCUCCACAAGCCCUCCCCAGCCCCCUACAAGUCACGGCGCUCUCCACUGACCAGCCGCCGCUCAGGCUCUACCUUGGCCCCUGAACAGACUCGAAGGGUCACGAGGAACAGCAGCACCCAGACAGUGUCAGACAAGAGCACACAGACGGUGCUGCCUUACACAGCCACUAGACAGAAAGCCAGGGGGAAAAACUAGGGGCUGGGGAGGGGGCCAGGGCGGUGGGCACAUAGAGCUAUAAAUAUAUAUAUAUAUAUAUAUUUAAACAAAUGAAGUCAUAAUAAAAUUUAAAAAUGCUAAGGA
Messenger RNA from Macaca mulatta (Rhesus monkey), 2097 nucleotides. RefSeq names its product inhibitory synaptic factor 1 (gene INSYN1). Gene Ontology annotation, biological process: inhibitory postsynaptic potential. The record is from RefSeq and is a predicted model, not a curated record. Gene Ontology annotation, cellular component: postsynaptic density. Lineage: Eukaryota; Metazoa; Chordata; Mammalia; Primates; Cercopithecidae.